CUUAAAUCUAUGUGGAUAAAACGUAAUAUAAGUUUUUUUUAUAGUGUAUGGGCACUUAACAUUAACAGUAAUAAAAUGCAGUUUAAGUACAGCAGCCUUUGUUCUCGGUGACAUUCAUACAAUCUUCAGUAUCACUGGAGAAAAUAAGUUUAUUUGACUGAAUAUUAAAUUCCACUAACAACAAUCAUGGUCAGCCUUAAAUCAACAUUCAAUCUCUUUUUCGGGUGUUGUUUAAGUGCAUUUUUAAUGGAAAUAAUGAUCUCUAAAAAUCCAAAUUGCGCAAAUUUAGUAACAUUCCUCCAAUUUCUUUGUAUAACUUUACAUGGAUUGCUGAAGAUCAAACACAAAGUGUUUACACCUAAAAUACCUCUUGGGCAAUAUUUUGUUCUUAUUAGUUUGUUUUUUGUAACUAGUGUGGCAAAUAAUUUUGUGUACGCUUUGCAUGUAGCAUCCACACUUCAUAUGAUAAUCAGGUCAGCUUCAUCACCAGCUAGCAUGUUAGUUGCAUGGUUCGUAAAAAACAGAGUGCCAAAAGUCAAUGCAAUAAUUGGGUCUGUUAUAAUUUCAAGCGGUGUUACUAUUGCAAUGUAUGGCGGGGCUAAAAUAAUUGAAGAAGAAACUAAAUUCCUACAUUGGUGUAUUGGUGUUGUGAUACUGUUGACAACUCUUAUUACUGGUGCUUUUACUGGCCUACAGCAAGAAAGAUUGUAUGCCACAUAUGGCAAAUUUCCUGAAGAGAUGCUGUUUUACACACAUGCAAUACCUCUACCCUUGUUCCUGAUAAUAAUGCCAGAGUUAGGUGCAAUUGCACUUAGUCUUCCAUCAUACUUGUGGUAUAUCCUAGUUUUAAACAUUAUAGCACAAUUUUACUGUGCGAAUUCCGUCCACAUUUUGGGCACUAAGGAAUCAUCAGUCACAGUAACUUUUAUAUUGACUGUGAGAAAGUUUGUUUCACUUAUAAUUUCAUCUGUAGUUUUCAAGAAUAGUUUGACAAUUUAUCAUGUAGUUGGAACAGUACUUGUAGUAAUUGGAACUUAUUUUUAUUUCUUUGUUAAUAAGCAACAACCACUUAGUAGUUCUAAGAAGAAAUAGUAAUAUUUUAUACAAUAUAUUUUUUAAAGAUCUGAUUUUGAUAAAUGAAUACCUUGUAUUGAAUUUAUUUUGUCGAAUUUGUUUAUUUUGUUUAUACUGAAUAAAACUAUUGUUUUAUAUUAUAUAAAUUUUUUAAUUAAAAUUCCUUAACUUAAGUCCCUACUUAAAAAGAUUACAGAAUGUAUAAUAAUAAAAAUAUACAAUAACACUAAUGUACAAAAAGAAAUUGAGUUAUAGUAGCUAUAAACAAGGAAAUGAUAUCUUUAAAUAACUCUCACACACAUUUUUGCUCUAGUUCAAAACCAUGGUCCAGUUCAACAAAUCACUUGUCAUCUUUUCAGUAUCUGAAAGUAAAAAAAUAUUAAUAAAUAAAAGUCUGUUGAUAUUUAGAAGCAAUUGUAAAUUAUAUUUACCAUAGGUUUGUACUUUACUACUGACUUCAUAACAUAUCUUACUUUAACUAAACUUUUAUUAGGAAGUACCAGUUUGAAAUACCCAAUUGGUUUCCAGUAUUCAAUCCUUGUAUUUAUUAUCCUAACAAAAUAUUUUAACUCUUUCUAUAAUUUGAAGAAUCAUUGCUCAGAUGUUGAUGCGCUAACAUACCUGUUCCUACUAUUUGAUCUGCUACGUGGCUCAAUGGAGCGCCUUGGUGACGGUGACCGACGGUAGGGGCUAUUAUACCUGCUCUUGCUAUCUGAGCGGCUGCGACGAUCACGGGAACGAGACCGGCGAACAGACGGUGACCGACGGCGCACGGAGGGUGACCGACGAGGUGAGCCUGAUCUGCCACGCGAGUAAGAACGCCGUCGUGGACUGCGACUGCGGGUUCUGGAGAAAUAACAUUUUAUAUACAGGUAUAUCAUUAUAAAACCUUGCUGCUCUGUAAUAUGUGGACUAUUAUAAAUUGUAUUUAGUGACAUCAAAAAUUGUUUUUAUGGAUUAGAUAAGUAUUUCAUUAAUUAAAGCUCAUCUUAUAACGUUAUCAACCAUUUCUCUUCACUAUCAGUAUGAUACAUUAAGAGAUCUAUGUUUAGAUACUAACAUCCUGUAAUGACCACUAGGCAUACAGGCUAGGCAGUGCUAAG
Molecule: messenger RNA, 2177 nt
Organism: Pieris napi
Lineage: Eukaryota; Metazoa; Arthropoda; Insecta; Lepidoptera; Pieridae
Product: UDP-xylose and UDP-N-acetylglucosamine transporter-like
Exons: 4
Coding region: 187-1092 (301 amino acids)
Biological process (GO): transmembrane transport
Cellular component (GO): endoplasmic reticulum membrane; Golgi membrane
Molecular function (GO): UDP-N-acetylglucosamine transmembrane transporter activity
Source: RefSeq, a predicted model, not a curated record